UCAUGUAAUAAAAUGCGGAAGAAAACACGGGAGGGGGGAAAAGAAGCUUCCCGACGUGGCGAUCUUGUGCUGUAAACAAGUUCAAGACUCAAGGAAUCCUGUCAAAUUGCUGCAUGAGAAUAAAAUAAUCUAGUUGAAUUUAUUGUGUUUAGCAAAGCAACUCGUGGUUAUCUUUUCGGGCUAUAUAUCGCGUGACAUAAAAUUGGACAGUGCAGCGUUCUUCUUUUGCGUAAAAGCAGAAAUGGAGGACUGCGGUGCUCUUUUCGCCACCGAGAGGUACGGCAGUGGCGAGUCGUGGCACUACGUUGCAAAGGACGGAGCCAUGGAGAGCAGAAGGGACGGCAGGGAAGAUGAAUCGAGAGGAAAUUCAUUUGGGGGGCUUUUUAAAAGCGUAUUUCUGCCUCAAGGCUAUCCAGAGAGUGUGAGUGGAGACUACUUGCAGUACCAGUUUUGGGAUACUGUGCAGGCCUUCUCGAGCUCUCUGUCAGGAACACUGGCCACCCAGGCGUCCCUCAGAGGCGUCGGUGUGGGAAAGCAGGAAGCCACAGUCGCUGCGGCCACAGUCACCUGGCUGCUAAGAGAUGGAACCGGCAUGUUGGGAAGGAUCGUCUUUGCCUGGUUAAAAGGGUACAUCUCAGCACUGCGCCUUUCAGUCAGAGGUGGAAAAAGGACUAGGGUAAUCUUUGUUAAUGGUGCGUCUGUCUUAGGAACAAGUUGGACUCUGAGGCCAAGAAAUGGAGACAUUCUCAAUGACUUCGCCAUGUUCAUGGAAAUACUGGCACCGUUCUUCCCGGCCUGGUUCACCUUAAUUGCGUGCACGUCAGGCCUUUUCAAGGCUGUGGUGGGCGUAGCGGGCGGAGCCACCAGAGCUGCCCUGACCGCCCAUCAAGCUCGUCGAGACAACAUGGCCGACAUCUCCGCCAAAGACGGCAGUCAGGAGACUUUGGUAAAUCUGGCCGGACUGCUGGUCAGUUUGAUCCUCAUUCCGCUCGUCACGGACAACCCAGCAUUAACCAUCAGCCUCUUCUUCCUCUUCACCGCCCUCCACCUGUUUGCCAACUAUAAGGCGGUGCGUUCGGUGGUCAUGGAAACGCUGAACGAGGAGCGGCUCAGCAUCGCGCUGCGGCGCUUCCUCCACGACGGACGCGUCCUGACGCCAAUGGAAGCCAAUCGGCAGGAACCUGUCUUUUUGGAGUUUAGGAAAACCUUACCUAUCAAACUUGGCGUGAGGCUUCAGGAAGUUGUCCAAAGCCCGGAGGAGUUCCGUUUGGCUUUGAUGAGAAAGGGUGCGCCAUUCCUGCUGGGCAUCACAAACGGCUGCGUACGCGUGUGUUUGGCAGCGCACGCACGCACACGAGAUGAAAUCAGAGCCACGUGUCAAGCCAUUUGGCUCAGCGACGUGUUGAGUCCACGGAGACAACAUGGUUUGUCGGAAAUGGUGCACAAGAGUUACAAGUUGAUGGACACCGAGUUUGAUGCUUUUCACAAAGGUUUGGAAGCCGCCGGGUGGGAUGUGACGAGAACGCUGCUGGACUGGGACGAGUGGCGACUCGAGUGGAAGCCAAAAAUCAGAUAACACCCGCAAAUAUCUCAGUGUGUCAGACAAAUGAAAUCAAUCUCAUAUGAUUGACAGUGACGUCAGUUUUUAAUAAAACAUUUUUUUUUUCUUCAUAUUUU
This is a messenger RNA of Syngnathus acus (greater pipefish), 1677 nucleotides long. It is a transcript of the gene rusf1, whose product is annotated as RUS family member 1. The coding region runs from base 242 to 1576 and encodes 444 amino acids. The transcript is spliced from 12 exons. Lineage: Eukaryota; Metazoa; Chordata; Actinopteri; Syngnathiformes; Syngnathidae. The record is from RefSeq and is a predicted model, not a curated record.